Messenger RNA from Linum tenue, 2526 nucleotides. The record is from the annotation of a GenBank genome assembly. NCBI's taxonomy places the organism in Eukaryota, Viridiplantae, Streptophyta, Magnoliopsida, Malpighiales, Linaceae.
UAUCACCACUCGCAGACUCGCUUCCCCCACCUCUCUCUCUCUCUCUCUCUCUCGCCAUUAAACUAUUCCCAAGCUCCCUUUUCCUCCGUUUCUCCCUUUCUCUCCACCAACAACAUUUCCCCCAUAUUCUCAUAGCUUCACUCGCCGGGCCUCUAACCGAGAGAAGAGAAAAAAAAGUGAAUCAGAGAGUUCGGCGGUCCACAAAUAAAAUAAAAAAUCCCUAAAUUGUGCAGAGCAGCGAUGCCGGCGGCAGGGCCAGCGUCCCCGACGCCCGAUCGAGCUCCACCGGCCGCGUUCCCGUCCCUCCAGCCACCGCCGGUGCUAAUGACGACCGAUGCCGCCUUCGCCAAGGACGCGAUCCUCGCCUGGUUCCGCGGUGAAUUCGCCGCCGCGAACGCAAUCAUCGACGCAUUGUGCGGACACCUCGCGCAGCUCGACGGAGGCGGAUUGGAGUACGAUUCCGUCUUCUCCGCCAUCCACAGGAGGCGGCUCAACUGGAUCCCCGUCCUCCAGAUGCAGAAGUACCACUCCAUCGCCGACGUGGCCGUGGAGCUCAGGCGUGUCACGGAGCGGAAGGUGCAGGACAAGAACGGCGGGAUUGAAGGCAAGAAGAGUGCUAAUCAGGUGGAGGAGGCCGCCGUUCUGGUGGCGGAGCAAGAGGAGGCCGCCACCGCCGCAGCCGAUGAGAAAAUCGACGAGAUUGUCAAACCUGCCGCCGCCGCCGCUGCAGCAACGGAGAGUCACCUGAACGGAGGAGCGGAGGUGGAGGCGGCGCCGGAGAAUUCGGCUGACGAUAGUGAUGUUACCGACGAUUCAGGAGGAUCUCAUUCACAGGAAGUGGAGGCGAACAGUGAGAUCGACAUCUGCUCCAACCACGAAGAGUGCAACGCUCGUCCUACUCAGAUCAAGUUGACAAAAGGUUUCAGUGCCAAGGAACAUGUGAAAGGCCAUAUGGCGAAAAUUCAGGACAACGAGCACUUUCCCCUAAUUCAGGACUUGUUGUACAUUUUAAUGAUGCAGGUGAAUGUUGUCAAAGGACUGAAGUUAUUUGAAGAUGUAUUCACUGAUUGCGAGCUGUCCAAGCUGACUGAUUUCGUGAACCAACUCAGGCUUUCAGGGCAGAAUGGGCAACUCUCAGGUGAUACUUUCAUCCUGUUCAACAAGCAAAUGAAAGGGAACAAGAGAGAGCUGAUUCAGUUCGGCGUCCCGAUCUUCGAGCACAUUAAAGAAGAUGCUACCAACCAAACCUGUAACAUAGAACCGAUCCCAGCUCUGCUCGAAGGAGUCAUAGAUCACCUGGUGCAGUGGCGUCUCAUACCAGAAUACAGAAGGCCAAAUGGCUGCAUCAUCCACUUCUUUGAUGAGGAGGAAUUCUCGCAGCCCUUCCAGAAGCCACCCCAUGUCGACCAGCCAGUAGCUACCCUUCUCCUCUCCGAAUCAACCAUGGCGUUCGGACGUACCCUUCUGGGUGACAGCGAUGGCAACUACAGAGGUCCACUGGUGCUCUCACUGAAACAAGGGUCUCUGUUGGUGAUGAGAGGGAACAGCGCAGACACAGCAAGGCACGUCAUGUGCCCAUCCGGCAACAAGAGGGUGAGCAUCACACUCUUCCGAGUUCGGCCCGAUCCCAACCUGCUGAUCCACUCGCCACCAACCAGCCCGAUGAGUGGCGCACUCACGGUCUGGCAGCCGGCUCCCAUGCCCAACCCAUACGCCAUGGCGCCCAACGGCUACGAGGCAGUGGAAACAAUGGCAGGAAAAUGGGGCGUCAUACGCACUACACCAGUGGUGAUGCUUGCUGCUGCUGCUGCUCCCAUGCCUCGACCUCUCAUGGUUGCCUCCAAGAGAAUGAUGCCGCCGCAGCCGCAGGGUCAGGGCGGGACAGGAGUUUUCCUGCCCUGGAAUGUGGGCAGCACGAGGAAACCAGCAAAGCACCUCCCGCCGCGCGCACAGAGGGGACGCUACUUGGCGUUGCAGCCUUCUGUCCGAGGCGAUUCCGCGGCCUCUGAGACUGCGGCAAUCAGCGUCGGGGGAGCAUCGUCCUGAAAUGUGGGGGGAAAUGUACAAACGAGGGGCCAAAAUGGUUUUUGCCCAUGUUUUGGGGCUCUUUUUGUUUCUGCUGAGAAACUUGUUACGGUUUCUGCCUUGGUUUGAUUGAGUUAGUGCACAAGCACACAGCACCUGAUCUGUAGCCUAGAUGCCAUACCAGGUCGUCUAGGAGAAUUGGUGUUUAGGGAAGAGUUGAGGGUUUCUUAUUACUUUUUCUAAUUUGCGGGAGUUUGAGUGUGAAGAAUCAGCAGCUGUUUCCAGUAAGAGAGUAGGAAAGUUUUUACUUGCUCAAAAGGGUUGUCUCAUUUCAAAACCUUUCCCCCCCAAAUAGAGAGUAAAAAAAAAACCAUCUAAAUUUGGCUGUGGUUUUAUGUGCACCCUAAGUAAAAAUAUCUUCAUAUAUUGUAGACGUUCGGUCGUUCGUUAAUAGGAACUGCAUCUUCAAAAUUGAAACGUUUCCGCGGCAUAUAUACUGAA